Orcinus orca (killer whale) is the source of this 951-nucleotide messenger RNA. It is a transcript of the gene TMEM191C, whose product is annotated as transmembrane protein 191C. Lineage: Eukaryota; Metazoa; Chordata; Mammalia; Artiodactyla; Delphinidae. The record is from RefSeq and is a predicted model, not a curated record. The transcript is spliced from 10 exons. Bases 21 to 923 code for a protein of 300 amino acids.
GCGGCGGGCAGAGCCGGGGCAUGGCCGAGGCGCAGGAGCUACUGCUGCAGCUGCUGAAGGACAACCGUGACGGGCGCCUGCGGAAGCAGGAGCUGGAGGAGCUGGUGCGCGGGCUGGAGGCCGAGAGCGAGAGCCUCACAGCGCGCCUGGACGACCUGAGCGAGCGCGAGCGCAGCCUGCAGCGGCAGCGGAGCCAGGCGGCGCGGGCCCUGCGCGGGGAGGCGAGAGAGGCGGCGCGGGAGCGCGCAGGCCGGGCGCGCCGGCGGCUGGAGGCUGCGGAGCAGCACAAGCUGGACCUGGAGCAACAAAACCAUCAGCUGCAGGAGCAGUGGGAGGAGCUGUCAAGCCAGCUCUUUUACUAUGGAGAACAACUGAGUCCGCAGCGCGCAGAGCGGCAACUCGGGACCCAACUGGUGGCUUUGCAGAAACAACUGGAGCUGGUGGAGGCCAAGCACGCCAGGCAGGCGGAGGCCCUGCGGCAGAGCGCACAGCGGAUGGAAGAGGCCUGGGCCAGCUUCCAGGAGCAGAGCGGAGUCUUGCAGGAGCUGCAGGGGAAGGUGAUGGAGGCGGCGACUGCGCUGGACGCCUCGCAGGGCGACCCGGAGCCGUGCGAGUCGCAGCCUGGCCGGGGGCAGGGAUGCGCGGGCUCGCUCAUGGAGGAAGUGGCCAAAGCGGACUGUAAGCGGCUGUUCGGCGGCGCGGGCGCGGCGGGCAUCAGGCUGUGGGCGCUGGGCGCGCUGCAGACGCUGCUGCUGCUCCUGCUGGGCGUCGUGGCGCUGCCGCUGCUCUACCUGGCGCUGGUGAACCCCUCGGCCCUCCGCCGCGGGCUCAUGCGCCCCGGCUCGGACGCCGCCAUCCGUCGCCUGCGCUACACGCUGGCCCCGCUGCUGGAGCUGCGCGCGCGCGGACUGCUGCCCGCCUAGUGCAUCACGCCGGCUGCGGCCGCCAGCA